Molecule: messenger RNA, 2005 nt
Organism: Sipha flava (yellow sugarcane aphid)
Lineage: Eukaryota; Metazoa; Arthropoda; Insecta; Hemiptera; Aphididae
Product: mediator of RNA polymerase II transcription subunit 15-like
Exons: 2
Coding region: 275-1834 (519 amino acids)
Cellular component (GO): chitin-based extracellular matrix
Molecular function (GO): structural constituent of chitin-based larval cuticle
Source: RefSeq, a predicted model, not a curated record
CUCGGGUCGCACAGAAGAGGUCCGCGUCGAGCAAAUCGUCGACGCGGGAUGUUUUGGAAGAACCGGCGGCAGAAAAGAAAGUCAACCUUCGUUGACCUUGGACCUUUUGAGUUCGCAGCGUUGAGGUCUAUUUGACUAACGGGGGCUCGGAGUGACAGAAAGUAAGGAACGAGAAAAGUCUGUCGAAACUUACGGGUUCUCACGAGCGGUUACUACACACCGUGCGAAUUUUCCGUCACUUUCGCACGGGGCGGCCCGGCCGAAAUCUAUUUAGAUGACCCGCAACGCGGCGGCCGUCGUCAAUUCACCCGGAGCAAUGGUCAGGUCCACAACCGCGGUUCAGGUGCUGCUACUGUUUGCGUGCGCCGCGUUCGCGGCGUCCGUCGGCGAUGAACGGGACGCUGAACCCGAGACCGUCGCGGCGACGAAGACCACGACGGCGAGCUCGGCCACCGCGGCCACCACGGCCACCGCAGAGGCCGCGUCGACGGCCUUGCCAAAGGACGUGUCUAUCAUCAAGCAGAUCAACAAGGUCAACGACGACGGAUCGUACACGUUCGGAUACGAAGCGUCCGACGGCAGCUUCAAAGUGGAAAGCCGCGACGUGGCGGGCAACGUGAAAGGUAUGUUCGGGUUCGUGGACGAGUCGGGGCAGCUGAAACGGGUGACGUACUCGGCCAACAACUCGUCCGGCUUCCAGGCAGCCGGAGGUGCAUCGUCGCCGUCGCCGCCGUUGCAGGACUCGUUGGCUGCGCUGUCGUCCUUGCAGACGAUCCCUCCCCGGAAGAAAAAAGACGACGAAUCGGUGUCCAACGACGGCAAGUCCACUGGCGGCGUGAAAAAGGUGCUGGUGUCCAAAAGACCGGUCAUGGCCGCACCGGCUGAACUGGACGACACCGAUCGGCGCCGCGGUGGCAACGACUUGCGCAGGCAGCUGCCCAGGAACGAAGAAGACGACACGCCCGACGUGUACGGCGUCCACAGCCGGUCCAGCCUACAAUCAGGUCCCGUUUCACCCAUCGUGUCGGCGCUCAUGUCCGAGUUGGACCCGAUCAUGGCGUACAGGACGCGGCCGACCACACUUCCGGCUUCGUACGACACCGCACCGUCACCGCCGCCGACAACGCUCCCGACCGACCAGUUCGUCCGACGGAUCACGAUCAGCAGGCAGGCCCAGGAGGAUGACGAGCCAUCGUCACCGCAAUACCGAACGGUAACAGUACAACCGCAGCAGCAACAGCAGCAGCAACAGCUGUACCGCGGCAGCAAACCGUACCAUCUUCCAGCCGCGUAUCCGGUGUUGCCGCCGUACCAGCAGCAACCCUCCGUCGUGUACGGUCCCAAUUUGGCAUCCUUGAGGGACGAGCUCAUGGAACUUAUCCUGUCGUUCGUGCAAGCGCGCAUCUCGCAGCUCAUGCCGUACGCGCCUUCGCCGUACCCAAUGCCUUACCAACAGCCCAACUAUUAUGUGCCCAGUUACUACCAAGGGCCUCGGGUUCAAGGAUCACCGAGGCUUUCAUCCGUGGCUGGGAUCGCUGUACAGCAACAAUUCACCCAACAACAACAACAACAGCAACAAGACGACUACCUGACGGUCGACCCUGCGCAACAACAAUCGUCACCUAGGGUCACACAGACUCUCAAAGAUGGGCUGAUCCGCAUGCUGUUGUCCACUAGUCCGCGGUACGAUCCGGAAAGGUUCGUCGAAGAGGGGUCCACGCCCAGGCUCACUUACAGACGGACCACCCAAUCGACACCAGUCAGAAACGUGCAGAUCAUCGGAGAGGACCAAGCGAGCAGUACCAGACCAGUGACCACCGAAACGCCCGACUAACCCUAACCUUCGUCACACGCUCCUCAUUCCUAGACCUAGCCCCAAAACAGUUUCAAGUAGUAUUUUGUACAUAUCAUAUGUAAUAUUAUUAUUAUUAUUAUUAUUAUUAUUAUUAUUAUAAUUAUUUGCAACCUGUUUUAAUACACACAUAGAAAUAAUGUCUAUUUGAAA